Molecule: messenger RNA, 669 nt
Organism: Enterospora canceri
Lineage: Eukaryota; Fungi; Microsporidia; Enterocytozoonidae
Source: the annotation of a GenBank genome assembly
AUGUUCGAUAGAAAAAUAUGGGACAGCAUUGGAAAUAAAAAGACGUGUGCGUAUAGAAUGGGAAGUAGAAAGGAUACUCUGUGCAAAAAUAAAUAUAAUUUGACUGGAAUAUGCAGCGAAUUCAGCUGCCCGCUUGCGAAUACAAAAUAUGCUACAAUCAGAUUUGAAAAUGAAAAAGUAUUGUUAUGUGUAAAGGAGCCAGAACGAAGCACUACACCUGUAACAAUGUGGGAGGAGAUUGAGCUCGGAUACGACUACAAGAAAGCACUCGAAACAAUAGAAAAUAAACUGGCGGAUUUUGAUCAAAUUGCAAUUGAUAGGUGCAAGAAUAGACUAACGCAGUGCUUUGAGGCAUUGGAAAGAAUCAUUGAAAUGUCUAAGACACCACAGGAUCAGUUAGUAGCAAGAAAGAAGAGGAUGACGAGACGUGAGAAGGUGCGAGCACUGAAGGCCUUGAAUACAAUCAAUUUUGAGAAAGAAGUGGGAGACGAGCUAAUGGAGCGACUCAAGACUGGUGUAUAUGGAACAGAUCUGCUUGAACAAUUUGAGACAGCAAAUACCAGGGCAAAGAAUUACAGAUCUAAGAGAUUCGUAACUGAAGCAGAAGAGAGUGAUACGAAGACCAAGAAGAAAAAGAAAGGCAAAAAGAAGGAGACAAUUGAGUGGUAG